Sabethes cyaneus is the source of this 503-nucleotide messenger RNA. Its product is annotated as protein PDF. Gene Ontology annotation, molecular function: hormone activity. Gene Ontology annotation, cellular component: extracellular region. The record is from RefSeq and is a predicted model, not a curated record. The transcript has 2 exons. Gene Ontology annotation, biological process: response to light stimulus. NCBI's taxonomy places the organism in Eukaryota, Metazoa, Arthropoda, Insecta, Diptera, Culicidae. The coding region runs from base 1 to 318 and encodes 105 amino acids.
AUGGUUAACGCUAGUUUGAUUUCCCUAUUGGUAUUCUGUUUGUGCCUCGAAAUAAGUUUUGCCAUGCCGUCUUACGAUGAUGAUAGAUUCAGCCAAGAUAGAGAACAAUACAUCAGGCAGUUUGCGGCUUGGCUGGCCAACCAACCGGAGGCAUCUCUGAACGACAUCAUGACAAUGCCACUAUGCAGACCCUGUUUGUAUUCCACUCACCCCAUGGAGAGUUUCAACGUUGCCCACAAUCCCUACGUGAAACGGAACUCGGAAUUGAUAAAUUCUUUACUGAGUCUACCGAAAAACAUGAACGAUGUUGGAAAGUAAAUUGCCGUGUGAUCUAUGUAACGUGGUUCUCCGGUCUAUUAUCAACACCAUCGGAUUAUGUUUUAUAUGCAUAACGGAACACUCCAGUCGCCAACAACAAAAAAUUGAAAGUCACUGUCAAUUUUUGGUUCACCAGUUCUGCUGCGAUGUCACGAACAGAAUGAUGUAAAACAAAUCCAUAUUGA